Messenger RNA from Centruroides sculpturatus (bark scorpion), 845 nucleotides. RefSeq lists its product as uncharacterized. The transcript has 5 exons. The record is from RefSeq and is a predicted model, not a curated record. NCBI's taxonomy places the organism in Eukaryota, Metazoa, Arthropoda, Arachnida, Scorpiones, Buthidae. Gene Ontology annotation, biological process: sensory perception of taste. Gene Ontology annotation, cellular component: membrane. The coding region runs from base 1 to 747 and encodes 248 amino acids.
AUGACCGCUCAAUUGCCACCGCAUGGCUUUAAAUAUAGUUGUCUUAGUUCUGGAGGACUGUCUUUCCUGACACUAGUUAGGAUAGUUGUGGCUUGCGUCCUAAUUCGCGAAGAUGUUGACUUAUCGUUAAAUAGGAGGACUGUAUGUCGAGUGGGGAGAGCUGCAGAUGUAGGCUUCACACUACAUGAGAACAUGUCAUCGCUGUGUGAAAAAAUGGAAGAUGCCAUGGAGAAUGGCAAAGCAUUAGAUGUUCGCUUUGUAAUUCACAAACAUGCCCAAUAUUGUGACAUUCUUCUGAACAUAAAUGAAAUGAUUAACCGAAUGACAGCAGUUUACUACCUAUUUCAAUUGACAGUCACCACAAUAACUUUCUACAUUGGCAUAUACGGAGAAGGAUUGAAGAUCGUGAAAUAUGCAUUCAUAUAUGUUGGAAUUGGUCAUAACAUUGUUUUCGCUUUUUCAGUUCUCCUGAUAACAGAGAUACCGAAAACUAUGCAUCGAUUUCGUUCACAACUUGAAUUACUUUUUUUUCGUCAGAAAAAUAUCAAUGAUCAAUUAAUGAUAAUUUCCUACAGGAAAAGACUAGGAAAAUGUCCUCCGGGUAUCACUGUAGGUGGAAUAUUUACAAUAACUCGUAAAAGUAUACCCAAGAUUAUGCAAUCGAUGCAGUCUUAUUUUUCUAGUUUAAUAGGCAUUAAAAAGGGGAAGGAUGCGUGCGGCAGUGUUUUAAAGCAAUUUUCAAUAUGAAACUCAACACUUUACUGCUUUUAAUAAAAUACUAAAUUCGAUAUACUAACUAUUCAAAUACUAUCGUAGAAAUUUAUUUGCUUUUUAGUUCUGUUUUG